This is a messenger RNA of Fraxinus pennsylvanica, 372 nucleotides long. Lineage: Eukaryota; Viridiplantae; Streptophyta; Magnoliopsida; Lamiales; Oleaceae. The record is from the annotation of a GenBank genome assembly.
AUGGCUGUGGAGCUUGAAGCAGAGGGAAAAGAAGAUUCGAACUUCAAUGGGAACAUCUUGGUUCUUGGAAAAUCUGGAGUGGGUAAAAGUGCUACUGUAAAUUCGAUAUUUGGAGAGGAGAAAGCACCAAUCGAUGCAUUUGAAACUGGGACGACUUCUGUGAAAGAGAUUAGUGGGUUUGUUGAUGGAGUUAAGGUUUUGGUUUCUGCUGUUCUGCACCUCCAUGCUUCUGCACCUCCAACAAUGGCCGCCAUACCCAAGCCCAUAGAUUCAACUCCCGCAACUGCUUCCCUAGGCAACAGUGCCACCUCAAAUCCACAAGAAGGAAAAAAAAAAGUGGGCUUAGAAUUGGAACAAUCCUGGGAAUCGUAA